UGUUAGGUGUGUAUGCAAGUGGUUUAGGCCAGUAGUUUUUUUUAGUGGUAUUUGAAAUUGUUUUUUGUAAGCGGUUUGUGUUAAUGGUUUUGGAUAGUGGUUUUAGUGAUGGUUAGCGGUUUGGGGUCGUGGUUUAGGUUGGUGGUGUAGGACAGUGGUUUUUGUUAAUGGUUUUGUUUUAGCGGUUUAUUUUACUGUUAGCGGUUUACGCAAGUGGUUUAGGCCAGUGGUUUUUGUUAUAGAUUUUUGUACUUGGUUUUUGUUAACGGUUUUGGAUAGUGGAUUCAUUGAUGGUUUAGCGGUUAACGGUAGUGGAUUAUGAUAAACGUGAAAAUGCAUAUGUUUUUGUUAAUGGUAUUGGCACGUGGUUUGAGUGAGCGGUUUGUGUAUAAAAUGUUGGUCGUUUGUUUCAUAUAUCUUUUGCCCAUCAUGAUUUAUUUUCUAGUUCCUUAUAAAAUAUAUCGCUUAUGUUAGUGGUUUGUGCAUCUGUUCUAAUUAUGCGGUUUAUGUACUGGCCAGCCUCGUCGUUGCAUAUCCAGCGUUAGGCGGCAACAGGGGAUGCGUCUUGAUGAGAGGUAUGUUCCGUACUUGCAGAUGGCGGGACUUUACCAUCUUGCGAGACUGAACGACAGAUGGUUCCGACUAGACGAGCCCCUAGUCAGCGCAUUCGUCGAGAGGUGGCGGCCUGAGACGCACACCUUCCACAUGCCGUUCGGAGAGUGCACUAUCACGCUUCAGGACGUCGCAUACCAGCUGGGGUUGCCAGUCGACGGAGAUUACGUUAGUGGUUGCCUUACCGACUUCCACCUUUACAUUGAGGGUGGGAGACCUGCUUGGCAGUGGUUCCAUGAGUUGCUCGGUGUUUUACCUCCGGAGAACCAGGUGCAGAAAUUCGCAGUCAACUACACCUGGUUUCAGGAGACAUUUGCAGAGUGUCCAGACGGGGCAGAUGAGGAGACAGUUAGGCGCUUUGCCCGGGCCUAUAUCAUGAUGUUAUUGGGUACCCAGCUGUUUGCCGACAAGUCCGGCAAUCGUAUACACAUCAGAUGGCUACCAUAUGUUGCUCGGCUUGAGGAGAUGGGUCGCUACAGUUGGGCGUCGGCGGCACUAGCAUGGCUGUACAGGUGCAUGUGCCGAGUCGCCAACAGACAUGUGGUGAAGUUAGCUGGCCCGUUACAGUUAUUACAGUCGUGGAUCUUCUGGAGGUUUCCCACACUUAGACCAUCUGGGUAUGAUGAGAUCAGCUGGCCCCUUGCCUCGAGAUGGUCUGGUUACAAUCCUGGGAUUAGCAACAAGGGACCUCGGGUACAGAUGGCUCGCAUGAAGAUCGACUUGUUACAGCCUCGGCAGUUCAUAUGGAUGCCCUAUAGCGCAGUCGACGUCAUCCAGGUUGUCCAUCCUGAGGUUGAUAGAGUUUUACCUCAGUUUGGCGGCGUUCAGCCCAUACCGUCUCCCGCCCUGAACAUCGACUUCCUGAUGUCGAAGGACGAGAGAGGAGGUGACCGUUGGUUCCCGGCACAGUACCCCGAUUGGCAUCUUUACUGGCAGGAGCGUGCUGAUCACAUUCUGCAGUUUGACAUCGUGCCCGACCCCGAACCGUCACAUGAGUUCUUGACAUGGUGGUAUCAGCACGGAAAGAGGUUUUUGUCGCCGGAGAUGUUACUGGGGGAUCCGAGAGGUGUUCCUAUUCCAGAUGAGGCGACGCAGAGGGGUGCAGGCCGACUUCCAGACAUGGACCGGGUCGAGGAUGUUCCUGACAGACGUCGUAUUGAGAGAAGAGCACGAGUUGGGACACGUCGUAGCUAG
This is a messenger RNA of Arachis duranensis, 1806 nucleotides long. RefSeq names its product protein MAIN-LIKE 1-like. The record is from RefSeq and is a predicted model, not a curated record. Lineage: Eukaryota; Viridiplantae; Streptophyta; Magnoliopsida; Fabales; Fabaceae. Bases 559 to 1806 code for a protein of 415 amino acids. Gene Ontology annotation, biological process: meristem maintenance; meristem development. The transcript has 4 exons.